CAAAUAAAAAAUAUAUAUUAUCAAACAUCUAUAUUAUAAAAUAAUAUAUUAUCCUCUCUAUAUGUAAACUACAAAACAUAAAAAAUAUACAUGGAUUUUUUAUAAAACCAGCGGUUUAUAAGUUUCUAUUGAACACAAAUUAAAUGAAACAUCCGCGCGGAAACGCAGAUCAAGUUCUAGUUAGUAUUAAAAUAUAUGAAGGUAAAAACAUAAAAACAAGAAAGUUACUUUUUAUAAAAAAAAUUAUUAAAUAUAAAAUUAAAGUAAUUUAAUUAACUGUAAAAUAAAAUUUUAAAAUAUAACCUGUCACAUGGUUUUCAAUAAAGUUGUUAAAUAUGAAAACUUUUGUAGAUACAAUAUAUAUUAAUGAUUUAUAUUUUGAAGCACUUAAUAUUUUUUUUAAACAUUACUUUUUGAAAAAGUGGAAAGAGUAUAAUCAUUAACGAUUUAAAACUAAUCACCCUUAAUUAAUGGGCUUCACAUGUCUUUACCAAAUUCCUAAGCUUUUUCUGGAGCUAAAAAAAUUAACAUACAUGCAAAAAUCAAGGUCUUCUUCCUUUUCUCGAGAAACUUAGUUGCAGGUGGUGAGUUCAAAAAAAAACUUAGUUGCAGGUGUAUUUAUAAAGAGUUAAAAAAACGGAGCUUUCUUGUUUGGUUCCCUCUGACUUUUCCAGAUCCCUCUCUCUUCUGAGACGUGUCUGAAACUUUUCAAGAAAUAAUAGUAUUCGUCUUCGUUUAUUAUAUAUAAAUAUAUGAAAUAUAUAUAUAUAUAUCUUCGUUUAAGAGUGAUACUCGGUUUAAACUUUAAAGAUUUAAAUCAGAUAAUCUCAAAAGUCCAUUAACUAACAUCGAUGGAUAACGUGACAUUCUCAACUUCUUUUUAGCUCUGUUUUAUUUUGUCUUAAAAUCAAGUUUCUGUGGAGUGAUGAAAAUGGUAGAUAAAACUGAUGAAGAAAAGCAUUUUUCUUGGUGUUAUUUUCCUUUACAUCUGCCAUUGCUGUUUGUUUUUGUAACAGUAAUUCCAUUUGUAGCUUUCCUCUGUUUCUUAAGCUUUUAUGGUUUCUCCUCUCUCCUAGUGACCAUGGCAAUCUUGUUCAUCUCUACUUUUGUUUUCCUUCUGAGAUUUUUCAAGAAAAAAACAAGAGACUAUUUGGUUGAUCUAUCUCAAAAUGAAGUCGAUGCUAGUGUUGAUGCUGUUGCUAAUGAUAAUUAUGAUAUUGAGGAGGAGGAUGAAGAUGGUCUCAUUGAGAUUCUUCUUGUGAGUGAAGAAGCAGAGACUAUAGGGGCAAUGAGGAACAUUAAUCAGAGUCGACAGAGAAUUAGGGUUGAUGAAGAUGAACAAGAAGAGAUAGAUGAUGUGAUUAUGGAAGAAGAUAAUCUUAUUGAGAUUGAUAUUUCCAUUGGAUCUAUUAAAAGACGAAAUAAAUGAAAGUUUACAAUAUUUGUUUUUGUUUUUUCCUCAAAUGUACAAAGGUCCAACAUUUUAAUAUUUUGGAGUUUUUGUUUAUUGGUGGUUGAGAUUUAGGGUUUAAUUUAUGGUUUAUAUGAAACUUGUAUUAGUCUAUUAGCUUUGAUGGAUAUUACUGAUAGGAAACAAUUAUAUACUAGGAUAAGACUUCCGCCUUGCGCAGGAUAAAUUUAUAUACAAAUUAUUUAAAAAAUAGUAUACGGAAAAAUAAAUUUAUAUUCUUGAUUGAAUUAAUAUUUUGGUAUUUAAACAAUUUUUUUAAAAAAUUUUUGUUAAUUAGAUAAUUUGUUUACUGACGAGCUGAUCUCAUUUAAAAAAAUUAGGUCAAAAAAUCAUUUACCGCAUAAGAACCUAACGUUUAGGUCGAAAAAUCUCGGGUCUAUUUGAUUACAAUGAAACUAUGUCAGCUCAGCAUUAUAUCAUGAUUUAGUAAUUUAAAAAUUAUUUAUGGUUAUGAGAAUUUUACGUUCACGUGUCAAUCCUAUAUAUCUUCAAUAUUUUCUCUUUUUCAUUUUGGUUAUUGUUCGAUAUAAAUAUUGAUUUUGAAGUUUAUUCUCAUUUCGUUUGUUUGUUUUGACCUUAGAUUUAGAAAAUGAUUAUGAUUUAGAAUAGAAUACAUAGUUAGGUUAAGAUAUGCACCUUUUGCAGAAUAAAUAUUUUAUAUUUUAUAUUUAUUUUAUGUUUUUCUGCAUAUUAUGAAAUAACAAAAUAAUAAGUAUAUAUAUUAAAUAACUAAGAAAUCAGUUACUAUUAUGUAAUAAAUUGGCGUG
Molecule: messenger RNA, 2238 nt
Organism: Brassica napus (rape)
Lineage: Eukaryota; Viridiplantae; Streptophyta; Magnoliopsida; Brassicales; Brassicaceae
Exons: 1
Coding region: 926-1429 (167 amino acids)
Source: RefSeq, a predicted model, not a curated record